AUCCAGUGAAGCCUUAACGAGAUUCUUUGACACUUUGAAUCAGUUUAAGAUGAAAGUAAAUUUCAAGGAAUAUCAAGAAUAUAAAGAAUAAAAAGGAAAAAACAAUACCUACAAUCAGGAGUGAAGCAAGACACCAAUCCCAAGGACAGUAUGUCCCUUACUUCAUGGGAGUCAGCUAAUGAACGGUCACGUGAUGUCAGGGUAACGGGUAUUUCACCCAAAACAACCAAAGAUGCUUUGCUGAAUUUCUUUGAGAAUAAACGUCGAUCAGGAGGGGGMGAGAUAGAGGACAUUCAGUACAAUCAAGAUGAAGGAAUUGCUGACAUUACCUUUUGUGAUGCUGAAGAUACUGAGCGUGUAUCUCAACAAACAUCACUAAAUCUUGACGGAGUACAACUUGGUGUUAGACUCAAAUCGCUUCCAAAUGAUCCUCGUAAAGUACACGUAAUGGGGUUAUCAAACAGAACUACAACAGAUGGAUUAAUUUUUUUCAUGGAACUUGCAAGUGGAGAGGAAGUGGAAGACGUUCUUUUAAUGGAGGACUCGUGUGGGACUGUUACAUUCAAACGACCACCAGACUUACAAAAGAUUCAACAAACGUGCUCUAGAAGACGGCUAGAUGGCUGCUUUAUAAGGUUAGAACAAGAACAUGAAAUACAGCAAGAUGAAAGAGUGCAUCCUUUUGAAGAACAAAGACUAAAAGAUCCAGAAUCCAAGAGAAGGUCGUCUGCUUCAGAACAACCAAAACAGAACAUUGAAAGGCGAAUUAAUUCUGAACGACAGGCAGGUCAAAAAAUUUGUAGGAGAAUUGCCGGACCAGAAGAUCAGGCAAAGCCAAAAUCCCAAUGCACACAAGUACAGGCAGAACUAUGGAGAGGACUUCAUCAGAAAGAACACAAUAUAAGACAAGAAAUUGAGCGGAAAUAUGCUGCAGAGCAAAAAACAAGAGAAGAAAUUGAGAGGCAACUUGCCACAGAACGACAAACAAGAGAAGAAAUCGAGAGACAACUUGCCACAGAACGACAAACAAGAGAAGAAAUCGAGAGGCAACUUGCCACAGAACGACAAACAAGAGAAGAAAAUGAGAGACAACUUGCCACAGAACAACAUAUACGACGACAAAUUGAGGAGCAACUUGCCACAGAACAACGAAAUAGAGAAAUAGCGGAAAGUAGAGCUGAAACGCUUGAUCGAAGAGCAAGUCAACUUCAAGCAAGAUGUGACGAACUGCUUCUACAGCAGUCUUGUGACUGGAUCCUGGACAGAGAGGAAGUAACAAUUUCUGAUAGAACCAUUGGCAGCGGAGCAUGGGGAGAAGUCUUAGAAGGUACGUUUCGUGGAUGCAAAGUUGCCGUCAAGAGAAUCCACGAAAUUAUUCUUUCUCCUCGAAACAGACGACAAUUUGUACGGGAAAUGAGCAUAGCGUCACGAUGUCGUCACCCGUGUCUCCUUCAGUUUAUUGGUGCUACAGCUGAUGACGCUGUAAGUCCUCUGUUUGUCACAGAACUGCUAGAGACCAGCUUAAGAGCAGUUUUGCACGAACGUGAGCUGGAACCAGCUGAGAUAUCGACCAUUGCACUGGAUGUUGCAAGAGGUGUAAACUACUUGCAUCUCAAUCGUCCCGAUCCCAUAAUUCACCGCGACAUCAGCAGUGGUAAUGUGUUGCUAUGGAGACAGAAUAAUUCUUGGAGAGCUAAAGUGUCUGAUUAUGGUACAGCUAAUUUUAUUCGACAGUGUGUCACAGUAUGUCCUGGAACACCUAUCUAUUCAGCUCCCGAGGCUUUUAAUUUUAGACAACAGACUAAUAAGAUUGAUGUUUACAGUUUUGGAGUUUUGCUGUGUGAAAUGAGUACUCCAGAGCAACCUGAUCCUUUGCGAAGAAACCUGCAAGUUGCAAUGGUAAGGAAUCGGUGUCACAGGGUGCUAAUAGAGAGAUGUUUGGAAGAGAACCCCAACAAUCGUCCCAGUAUGGGAGAAGUUAUUGAUGCUCUUGAAAGAUCCAGAGAAGAUCCCAUAUCCAUCAACGAAACUUCAUGAAUAGGAAUGGACUGCAGAAUCUGCACAAUUUAGUAUCAUGAGUUACACGCUGUUGCUUAUGAAUAUUCUUGUCGGGUGGGUUGGGUGGUGGUGCACUACUAAGUAUUGACUGGAUGUAUAUAGUACUGAAUUUAGCGCCAUUAACCGUCUAUAGAAUGUCAAUUUAUCGCAUCUACAGCAAGUUAACACAAGAAGGAGAAUACCUCUAUUCUUUAUUUGUUGAUAAUUGCUUCAUCCUACAGUGUUGAUUGUAAAUAACAGAAAAUAACACUCUUGUACCCUUAGCCUUGAUUUUCUUGGCCAGCGCCGAAAACGUCUUAUUUUCGUCGACGGAGCUGGCCAAGACAAACGAAGGUUAAGAAAAUAAAAUGAUUAUUUAUGAUAAAUCCAUCUAUAGUGCCAAUCCUCUCACGGUCAACUCAAGAUGACUCUGCUUGUGUCAAGUAUUCAGCAUCGCUUUAAGCAUUUGUUGCACCUCAGUUAAGUACGUUGGAUCUGGAUAUCCAUAGCUGAAAAUAAAUGAGACGUCUGUGAGACGUUGACACUUCUUCAUUAAGUUAACGUUUGUAGCGGCAAUAAAAUGAUAAAUAAUGUCUUAACUCUCCAUAUGUAUAUUGAAAGUGGCAGAGUAAGACUCCCGCCUAUUAUCAGUCACCAGCUUAUCUUUGAGGAGUUUCUAGACAAUUGUUAAUCUCAUGCAAACUCUCUAACCGGAAAAUAUUAAAAAUAAUAAUGCAAAAUAGUGAAUUAUAGGCUAAACUGCAAGAGCGAUUUUUUUUAGUUUGAACUUUUGGCACUCUAAAGCAAUCUAUUGAGAGCUUAGAAUAGAAUGUCAUGAUAACUACAGUCCAGUUAUCCAAAUUUGCUAGCAUAGACAAGAUUUCAUACAAAUCAUUAUUUGGAAGCACUUUCAUACAAAAACCUGUAAGUUAGAAAUCAUAGUAAAAAUGAAUUGUGUUAA
Molecule: messenger RNA, 2998 nt
Organism: Exaiptasia diaphana
Lineage: Eukaryota; Metazoa; Cnidaria; Anthozoa; Actiniaria; Aiptasiidae
Product: probable serine/threonine-protein kinase DDB_G0271682
Exons: 5
Coding region: 151-2037 (628 amino acids)
Biological process (GO): protein phosphorylation
Molecular function (GO): RNA binding; protein kinase activity; ATP binding
Source: RefSeq, a predicted model, not a curated record